CAAAACUUUCAUCAAAUUUGAUUAUUUAUGUGCCUGCAUUUUCAAACCUUCACUCAGAAAACAGACCCCUCUCUCUCUCUCCUCUCUCUUUCUCUCUCCUCACACACACACACACACACAAACACAUAGGGAUUCGUAAAGCAAAGCAGCUGUACGAACAGCCAAGAUCAAAUCUUGACCACAAAAAGUCACACAUUCUCUCUUGCAUGCUCACUGUUCACUCCUCACUCUCACACUUCUCUCUCUCUCUCUAGACUCUACAACCCCUUAAACCAAAAACCCCACGCAAGAACACAAACACACGAAACCCCAAAAAGAGAAACCCAUAAUGGAGGAAAGGCCGGAGACGGAGCUGAUAUCGAUACCGGCGACGCCACGCGCCUCCACGCCGGAGAUACUGACACCGUCGGGGCAGAGGUCGCCGCGUGCGAUGGCAAGGGAGGCGGCGCUCGGCACCGGCACCGCCAAGUCGUGGACGCCGACGUCGUUCAUCUCGCCGAGGUUCCUGAGCCCCAUCGGGACCCCGAUGAAGAGGGUGCUCGUCAAUAUGAAGGGCUACCUGGAGGAGGUGGGCCACCUGACCAAGCUCAACCCACAGGACGCGUGGCUCCCAAUCACCGAAUCGCGUAACGGCAACGCGCACUACGCCGCGUUCCACAAUCUCAACGCCGGCGUUGGCUUUCAGGCGCUCCUCCUCCCCGUUGCCUUCUCCUUCCUCGGAUGGAGUUGGGGAAUAAUAGCAUUAACCAUAGCCUACUUCUGGCAACUAUACACAUUGCGUAUACUCGUUCAGCUUCACGAAGCAGUUCCCGGAAAGAGAUACAAUAGAUACGUCGAACUUGCUCAAGCUGCAUUCGGGGAGAGACUAGGUGUAUGGCUUGCGCUAUUCCCGACGGUGUACCUAUCGGCCGGUACGGCCACUGCAUUAAUUCUUGUCGGAGGGGAGACGAUGAAACUGUUCUUCCAAAUCGUGUGCGGCCCACAUUGCUCCUCUAAUCCGCUGACAAGUGUCGAGUGGUACCUCGUUUUCACUUCCCUAUGCAUUGUGUUGUCACAACUGCCCAAUCUCAACUCCAUAGCUGGACUCUCGCUCGUGGGCGCGGUGACAGCGAUCACCUACUCCACUAUGGUGUGGGUCCUCUCUGUGAGCCAGCAAAGGCCGCCCACGCUCUCGUACGAGCCUAUUUCGAUGCCUACUUCAACGGCUUCGGUUUUUACCGUGUUGAAUGCACUUGGAAUUGUCGCGUUUGCGUUUCGAGGCCAUAAUUUAGUUCUUGAAAUUCAGGCGACGAUGCCGUCGACUUUCAAGAAACCGGCACACGUGCCGAUGUGGAGGGGAGCGAAGGUCGCUUAUGUCUUUAUUGCGAUGUGCGUUUUCCCCGUUGCAAUUGGCGGUUAUUGGGCUUAUGGAAAUCUUAUGCCAUCCGGAGGAAUCCUCAACGCCUUAUUCGGGUUCCACAGUCGCGACAUUCCAAGAGGACUACUCGCGGUGACGUUCCUCCUCGUCGUAUUCAACUGCCUGAGCAGCUUCCAAAUCUACUCGAUGCCCGUUUUCGACAGCUUCGAAGCGGGCUAUACGGGUCGGACCAACCGACCGUGCCCGAUUUGGGUCCGGUCCGGGUUCAGGGUGUUCUACGGGUUCAUCUCGUUGUUCAUAGGCGUGGCGCUCCCGUUCUUGUCCAGCCUGGCGGGGUUGUUGGGCGGGCUGACCCUACCCGUGACGUUCGCGUACCCGUGUUUCAUGUGGGCCCUCAUUAAAAAGCCCGUCAAGUACAGCUUCGACUGGUAUCUUAGCUGGGUGCUCGGCUGGUUGGGUAUUGCGUUUAGCUUGGCUUUCUCGAUUGGAGGGAUUUGGAGCAUGGUGAAUAGUGGACUCAAGCUCAAAUUCUUUAAGCCGCCUAGCUAAGAACUGGAAAUUGUGAUUUUAUUUUAUUGUCAAUUGAAGAUUGUUUAAUAUAAUGUACUACUUUGAUUUGUUUUGUUGUAUGGUUUUGAUGCAAGGAAAUAUUAGCUUUUUUAAAAUUUAUUUUUUUAUUUAUUUUUAUUUUUAUUUUUGGAAGACUUUUAUGAAACUAUUGUGUGUAAAUUUAUAAUUAUAUAGUCAAUCUUGAUGAUGCCCUUUUUCCUUA
Messenger RNA from Erythranthe guttata (spotted monkey flower), 2129 nucleotides. RefSeq names its product Transmembrane amino acid transporter family protein. Lineage: Eukaryota; Viridiplantae; Streptophyta; Magnoliopsida; Lamiales; Phrymaceae. The record is from RefSeq and is a predicted model, not a curated record.